Molecule: messenger RNA, 1020 nt
Organism: Impatiens glandulifera
Lineage: Eukaryota; Viridiplantae; Streptophyta; Magnoliopsida; Ericales; Balsaminaceae
Product: BAG family molecular chaperone regulator 4-like
Exons: 3
Coding region: 131-937 (268 amino acids)
Biological process (GO): protein stabilization
Cellular component (GO): cytoplasm
Molecular function (GO): adenyl-nucleotide exchange factor activity; protein-folding chaperone binding
Source: RefSeq, a predicted model, not a curated record
CAUCAUUCUUCAUCCCUCUGAGUUGAGUUCUCAAGAGCAAAAACCCUUCACAUAUUUUCAUCAUCUUCCUACCAUUAAAAAAACAUUCCCCAUUCUGGGUUUAUAUAAUAAUAAUAAGAAAUUAGACAGUAUGAAAAGAUUCUUUGUAAAAUCUAAGAAACGAAACGGAGAGAGCAGAAAAGGAUACAAACAGGAAGAAGAGGAGGCAGUAGUAAUCAGCAGCAGCAGCAGCAACAACAACAAUAUAGAAUGGGAAAUGAGGCCUGGUGGUAUGCUGGUCCAGAAGAGAUCAUCUACCCUAACAGAUUGUGAUGCAGCAGGCCCUAUGAUCAACAUCAAGGUCUCCCAUGCCUCUUACCACCAUCAUCUCACAGUUCCUUCCCAAUCAACUUUCGGUAAUCUUAAAAGGGUCCUAUCGAAUGAAACCGGUUUGGAUGCAAAAGAGCAGAGGAUAUUAUUCAGAGGGAAAGAGAAAGAAGAUGAUGACCAUUUGCAUAUGGCUGGCAUUGAAAACAUGUCCAAAGUUGUCUUGUUGCAGGAUCCAGCAAGCAAAGAGAACAAUGCAUGUCAAACAGUAGCCACCAUUAAAGCACAAGUUAACAAGCUUUCUCAAAAGGUUGGGGAGCUGGGAAGGGCUGUUGAAAGUGGAAGUAAAGUGGUGGAUAAGGAAUUUGUCAUCUUAACUGAUUUGCUAACGGGGCAAUUACUUAAACUAGACUCUAUUAUGAUUAUUGAUGCUCCUGAUGGAGAUGGAGGAGGAGGAGCAAAAAUUCAGAGGAGGAUAGAGGUUCGAAGGAUCCAGAGCUUUAUAGAUGCCCUCGACUCUCUCAGGAAGAGAAACUCGAACUCAGACACAACCAAAUGGGGAGCCUUUGAUUCUGCUGUUAAUCCUCCAAUUACAAAAAUAACUCAAGACUGGGUUUUGUUUGAUGAUUAAUAAGUCCAUCAUCCUUGUGUUCUUGUUGUUUUGGAAAACUUGUGUAUAUGUGAAUGGGAACUCCAUUUUAUCUAGUUUCUGAA